UCUGGCCUUGGGGUUACUUCCUCUUUCGUAAACGCGGCUGAAGUCGCUCACGCGUUGACAGUUUUUUUAAAUCCUUAAACCUUUCUCGGGGGAAUUUUUGUUUUUAAUGCCGUCAUCAACUACCUGGAAUUUGAAUCAUUUUGCUUUCCCAUUACCGUGGAACCUUGCCCUUCAGUCUGAGGAACGUGUCUCCGAAGAGCUGGCCCCCGUCCGUGCUGCAGGUCUCGCGAGAAGGCGACAUCUCUCGCGAUACUUCCUUGUUUCCAGAAUCCUUAGCGCGAAGUGGGAAAACAUUCAUUUAGCUCAGCUUUUUAUGAUCACUGCCGUUUCUUCAGUGGCUUCCCUGUUGCUGGUUCUCCGUGAGAAAUGGCGGCUCCAGAACAGCCGCUGCCGAUGUCGAGAGGAUGCCAGAGCUCUGCUUCGCUUUCUCCGCCGCGGGGCGACCGAACCCUUCUAGUGAGGCACCUGCCAGCCGAGCUGACCGCUGAGGAGAAAGAGGACUUACUGAAGUAUUUCGGGGCGCAGUCCGUGCGCGUCCUGUCCGAUAAGGGGCGACUGAAACAUACAGCUUUUGCUACUUUCCCUAAUGAAAAAGCAGCUAUAAAGGCAUUGACAAGACUUCAUCAACUGAAGCUUUUAGGUCAUACUUUAGUUGUUGAAUUUGCAAAAGAGCAAGAUCAGGUUCAUUCACCAUGUCCUUCUGCAAGCACUGAAAAAAAGAAAAGGUCUGAUGAUACUGUGGAAGAUGAUAAAGAAAAGAAAGAACUUGAUUGUUUAACCAUAGAAAAUGGAAUUGCACCAAACCAUGGGCUGACCUUUCCUCUAAAUUCAUGCCUCAAGUAUAUGUACCCACCACCUUCAAGCACAAUUCUAGCAAACAUAGUAAAUGCUUUGGCAAGUGUGCCUAAGUUCUACGUACAGGUGCUUCAUCUUAUGAAUAAAAUGAAUUUGCCCACACCUUUUGGACCAAUUACUGCAAGGCCUCCCAUGUAUGAAGACUAUAUGCCACUACAUGCUCCUCUUCCACCUGCAUCUCCUCAGCCACCGGAGGAACCUCCUUUGCCAGAUGAGGAUGAGGAAUUAUCUAGUAAAGAAUCAGAAUAUGAAAGCAGUGAUGAUGAAGACCGUCAAAGAAUGACCAAACUAAUGGAACUAGCAAAUCUUCAGCCCAAAAGACCAAAAACAAUAAAGCAGCGCCAUGUGAGGAAAAAGAGAAAAAUAAAGGAUAUGUUGAGUAUACCAUCAUCUGCUUCACACAGCAGUUUACAUCCAGUGUUGUUACCGUCGGAUGUAUUUGACCAACCACAACCUGUAGGUAAUAAAAAAAUUGAAUUCCAUAUAUCUACUGACAUGUCAGCUGCAUUUAAGAAAGAUUUAGAAAAAGAACAAAAUUGUGAAGAACAAAAUUGUGACUUACCUGCUUCUGAAGUUGAUGCAUCCAGUAUAGGAUUUGGAAAAAUCUUCCCAAAACCAAAUUUGAACAUCGCAGAGGAGAUUAAAGAAGACUCUGAUGAAAUGCCAUCAGAAUGUAUUUCUAGAAGGGAGCUGGAAAAGGGCAGAAUUUCUAGAGAAGAAAUGGAAACACUUUCAGUUUUUAGAAGUUAUGAACCUGGUGAACCAAACUGUAGAAUUUAUGUAAAGAAUUUAGCUAAACAAGUUCAAGAAAAGGACCUUAAAUUUAUUUUUGGAAGAUACGUUGACUUUUCGUCGGAAACACAACGCAUAAUGUUUGAUAUACGCUUGAUGAAAGAAGGUCGCAUGAAAGGACAAGCUUUCAUUGGACUUCCAAAUGAAAAAGCAGCAGCAAAAGCAUUAAAGGAAGCUAAUGGAUACAUUCUUUUUGGAAAACCUAUGGUGGUUCAGUUUGCUCGAUCUGCUAGACCAAAACAAGAUUCUAAAGAAGGAAAAAGAAAGUGUUAAAAAUUAGUAAAGAAGCAUUCCUGCGUAAAUACUGCUGUAAUACUGUCAUACAAAGUGUAUCCUUUCUUGUCGUAUCCUUUUUGGGGCAGUGAUUUUUUGAUUUUCCUGCAAGUGUUUUGUCUCUCCCCAACCCAUUGAUCCAGUUUAAGCAAUAAUUUUUUUUACAAUGUAUUGAAAUGAAGUAUUUUAAAAAUUAUCUGUGUUGAUUGAACAAAUCUUUUAUGUGGUUUUUAGAUUUGUUGCUGAAUUUUCUGUGUUGUCCUUUAGGUUAUGUAGUUUUUCCAGGGAAAGUUAGUGAAUCAGGUUCCAUUUGAAUUUUUCAUAUCUCUCAAGUGCUUUCCAACUUUGUGGAGACAAAAUUGACCACCUGGACUAUGGAACUAUUGAUAUAAAUGGUUCAGGAAAAAAAAAGACUUGGCUGAAAUUGGGAGAGGAUAUUGAGAAUGAGAAAGGAAGACAAAGAGAAAGCAAGCAACUGAAAAGAAACAUGGUAUGCAAACUUGAUUAUCUUUGCCUUCAUUUCUCUAAUCUUCACAUGUGACUUAUUAUCCUGAGAAUAAACCUUAUGGGUAAGAUUGUACACAGAGAACCCUUUUAAGAAUUUCCUGGUCAUUAGCAGGAGAGUAGGGUAACCAUGAUAAUCAGGUCAUAAAUGUCCCGGGAUCUCAAGAGAAGCAGAAGAAGUAUAGACAUACCUCAGAGAUAUCGUGGGUUCAGUUCCAGAUCACCAUAAUAAUGCGAUGUGAAAAGCUGAAUAGUUUUCAGCUGCAGUAAUGCUACAUAAUCAAGAAACUCAAAAUCUUGGGAGCUUAAAACAACAAAUGCUGGAUUUUCCUGCUCCGAGGUCUGCAGGUUGUUGGAGACAGCUUGGCUUCAUGAUGUUGUUUACCUGGGUUUGACUUCAGGCUGUGAGUUAAAGUCAUGUCCGAUCCAUUUUCUUCAGUCAGUGGCCGCUCAAGGUAUGUUCUUUUCAUGACGCAAAGCAGAAAUACAGGGACCAAGUCUUGUCAUGAAAGAACAUUUAAAGCCUUUGCUUGCCCCAGUGUGAAAGUAUUCCAUUGAUUAAAGCAAGACACAUGGACAAGCCUAAGAGCUCUAUUAGUGGCUUUGAGUAAGAAGUAAUGCCAUUUGAGUAAGCAGAUAUACUCUGUAUACUUUAAUAGGAAGAAUUGCAAAGCCAUAUGGCAAAAGACAUGCAUGUAUAUUUCUUUAGCAUUGACAAACUACAGAAUUUAGAAUAAUAAUCCAGACCAAAAUUAUCAAAGGCAAGUACAGACAAAAGCCAAAUUCAACAUUUAUCAUGGACACUUCAAGACAAAUAGGGUAUACUAAAUCCACAAUGUACUUAUUAGGCAACAUACUUACAAGUACAUGCACACUUUCCGCUACCAUAAUUCUAAGAUUAUGUCAUUUCUUUUUAUAAUUAAUUAUUAUAGUUAGCAAUAACUUUUAGUGAUAAUUCCUUCCAGGAUAUUAUCCACAUGAGCCAGAAGAUUCCAACAUGUGCGUGUGAUGAGUAUUUAUUGCUCAUCUCUGUCAAGCAUCCCCUCCUCCUUUAGAGGUAACAGUACAUAAGUUUCCUGGUAAGAAACCACACAGAGACCAUGUUUCACCCAUUGUGUUAAGGCACAGUUAGCCUUAUUUCUCACCUGCAGGGGUAGGCAUGUGAUCUAUGCUGGAACAAUCAGGACAUUCCAUUCCCUUGUCGCAAUGUUUGGUUCAGGGGUGGGUUUAUAUGCCGAGCCAGACCAAUUAAGAGUCAGUCUUGAGUCUUUGGCUUACACUGUUGGGAACGAGGUGCUUACUUUUUCUCUGAGUUUGCCAGUCUGCUGGGAAGUAAGCUUGACACUGCAUUUGACCAGUUUUGCCACUGUGUGGGAAAAGCCUGCCUGAGAAUGAAGCCAAGACACUGGAAAGCAGAGCCAAGAGAUGGAGACAGAAAAUGUCUUGAGGUUUCUUUGAGCUUUUAAUUCCAGUCCAAAGCCAUCUAUAUCCCUUAACUUCCCAGUGACAAAGC
Molecule: messenger RNA, 3937 nt
Organism: Kogia breviceps (pygmy sperm whale)
Lineage: Eukaryota; Metazoa; Chordata; Mammalia; Artiodactyla; Physeteridae
Source: RefSeq, a predicted model, not a curated record